Messenger RNA from Macrosteles quadrilineatus (aster leafhopper), 3487 nucleotides. RefSeq names its product AP-3 complex subunit beta-2 (gene rb). The record is from RefSeq and is a predicted model, not a curated record. The transcript has 22 exons. NCBI's taxonomy places the organism in Eukaryota, Metazoa, Arthropoda, Insecta, Hemiptera, Cicadellidae. Gene Ontology annotation, biological process: intracellular protein transport; vesicle-mediated transport. Gene Ontology annotation, cellular component: membrane coat; AP-3 adaptor complex. The coding region runs from base 87 to 3290 and encodes 1067 amino acids.
CAGAUUUAAUUUUAAGACAUAUAGGCUAGCCAAGGAUUGGAAAUCAAUACAAGUCCAUAUAGCUAGGAGCAAUUGCAGCUCACAGCAUGGCUAAUAACGGGUCAUACAGCAAUGAUCGCUCCUCCGCGAGUGCGGACAUCGACUAUGCCACUGAUCCUGCUUCAGGAAGUUUUUUCAACUCCGAUUACAAAAAACAUGAAGAUCUAAAGCAAAUGCUGGACAUGAACAAAGAUAGUAUGAAGUUGGAAGCUAUGAAAAGAAUCAUAGGGAUGGUUGCAAAGGGCAGGGACGCUUCCGACUUGUUUCCAGCUGUAGUGAAAAACGUUGUGUCUAAAAACAUAGAAGUCAAGAAGCUGGUGUACGUUUACCUAGUCAGAUACGCAGAGGAACAGCAAGACCUGGCGUUGCUCUCCAUCUCUACUUUCCAACGAGCUCUAAAGGACCCUAACCAACUGAUCCGAGCCAGUGCUCUGCGAGUGCUGUCAAGUAUCCGAGUUCCAGUUAUUGUUCCGAUUGUUAUGUUGGCCAUCAAGGACUCUGCAUCAGACAUGUCUCCAUAUGUCCGGAAAACUGCUGCUCAUGCCAUCCCAAAACUUUACUGCCUAGACCCUGACCAGAAGGACGAGCUGAUUCUUGUCAUAGAGAAGCUGCUGUCUGACAGAACCACGUUGGUGGUGGGUUCGGCUGUCAUGGCGUUUGAGGAGGUGUGUCCCGAGAGAAUAGAUCUGAUCCAUCGCAACUACCGCAAGUUGUGUAACCUGCUGGUGGACGUGGACGAGUGGGGACAAGUCAUCAUUAUCAACAUGCUGUCCCGCUAUGCUCGCACACAGUUCAUUGACCCCAACAUUGAUGACGCAGGAAUAGACUCGGAUGACAACAAGCCCUUCUAUGAUGAUGAAGAGGAGCCCAAGACCAAGAAGCACACAGUCAGUCUGGAUCCUGACCAUAAGCUACUUCUACGCAAUGCAAAACCCCUUCUGCAGAGCCGCAAUGCAUCUGUAGUGAUGUCAGUAGCACAGUUGUACCAUCACCUGGCUCCUCGCAGUGAGGUUCCCGUGGUGGCCAAGUCCCUCAUCAGACUGCUGAGGUCUCACAGGGAAGUUCAGUCGGUUGUGCUGCACUGUAUCGCCUCAAUCGCCACCGUCAGAAAGGCCAUGUUUGAACCUUUUAUGAAGAGCUUCUUUGUCCGCACAAGUGACCCAACACACAUCAAACUGCUCAAGCUGGAGAUAUUGACCACCUUGGCUACUGAGAGCAGCAUCUCCUUCAUCCUACGAGAGUUCCAAACCUACAUCUCAAACCCGGACAAGGAGUUUGUAGCUGCUACAAUACAGGCAAUCGGAAGAUGUGCGUCUAACAUCAAGGAAGUGACGGAUAGCUGCCUCAGUGGACUAGUCUCAAUGUUGUCCAACAGGGAUGAGGCAGUGGUAGCAGAGAGUGUUGUAGUGAUCAAGAAGCUACUACAGUCCCAGCCCUCGCGUCACAAAGACAUCAUCUCGCAGAUGUCCGCCCUGUUGGACUCCAUCACUGUGCCGCAGGCGCGAGCCUCCAUACUGUGGCUGCUGGGGGAGUAUAGUCAGCUGGUUCCCAACAUAGCGCCUGACGUGCUCAGGAAAAUGGCAAAGUCCUUCAUUCAGGAGGAGGACAUAGUUAAACUUCAAGUGUUGAACUUGGCAGUGAAGUUGUACCUGACCAACCCAGCCCAGACCAGACUGUUGUGUCAGUAUGUGUUUAGUCUGGCGAGGUACGACCAGAACUACGACAUCCGCGACCGCUCUAGGUUCCUGCGACAGUUUGUGCUCACUGAGAACCCUCUGUCGCAGUACGCCAAGCAGAUAUUCUUGGCCACCAAGCCAGCGCCUCAGCUCAUCUCUAAGUUUCAAGACCAAGAGGAGCUACAGCUGGGUUCCUUGUCUCACUAUAUCAACACGAGAGCGGCUGGCUACCAUGAUCUGCCUCAGUUCCCUGACGUGGCUCCGAGCUCUAGUGAACGUAACGUUGCAGACACCUCCACCCCACCACCUGCCACCCAGGACACAGACUACCCUCCGCAGAAACAGCAGAAGAAGAAGAAGUCAUUCUACUCUGAGAGUGACAGUUCACCGCCUGAUGAAUCCGAGGGAUCAGGAGAGAGUUCUGAAGGUGAAGAAGAUGGGGAGGAAGAGUCUGGAGAUGAAGAAGAUUCCUCGGACAGUGACAGCGAGUCUGAGACUGAAUCAGGAAGUGAAGAAAAUUCUCAGAAGAAACCCAAACCCAAAAAGGAAGAAAAGGAGGCAGUAGAGAGUGAAAGUGAGAGUGAGGAUUCUUCAGAAGAAGAUAGUGAAGAAGAAGACAGUUCUUCAGACACUCCUGUCGCUGUGACCCCAGUGAAGAAAAAACACACUACCACACCUUCAAGUGCAACUAAAACUGUUAACAAAAGUGCAACAGCAACUGCCAAGAGUAAUUUGGAUCUCCUGCUAGACUUUACUGAAGAAGCCCCAACGAUGACGCCUCUGAUGACUCCGUCUUUAGGUGGGUUUUUGACUCCCCUUGUAGCUACCCCAACGUCACAAAAUGCAGCUACAGCUGGGAUACAGGUGGCCAGUGCAGCAUACAUUCCAGCCAAGAGUAUCGAGGUUCUUAACAAAGUCAGCGGGGGAGGCCUCGGUGUUAGUUCUAGGUUCACGCGAGCUCCACAUCUGUUUAGUCCCACCAUGACCUCAGUUCAGUUGACGUUCACCAAUCACACGACGGCACCUCUAACAGACAUCAGAGUCGCCAACAAGACGGUAUCGGCUGGCAUGGAGGUUCAUGACUUUGCCCCAGUAGCAUCGUUAAGCCCCAACUGCGCGGCGCAAGGCACUCUAGGUGUCGCGUGGAACGACUCUACGCAGCCUGUGACACUGGAGCUGGCCUGGGAGCAGGGAGGGAGUGCAAGACUGACUCUCAAACCGCACGUGGGGGAACUGCUGCGACCAGUCACCAUGCCUGUCACACUGUUCACCUCCGAGCAAGGCAAGUUACGAGGGAUGAAUGAACACUCCGCCAGCGUCUCCUGGUCCAGGGACAGUGCUGCGCUCUCUGAGAGGGUUCUGGCAGCUGCUAAUGUUGCUCCCAUCCUGACUGUCGAACCCAACAUCCUCAGGUUUGCAGGACAGACUCUAGCGUCCAAGUCCCUAGUCCUGGUGACGUGCCAAUGUCUCCCCGACACUAACUCUGUACAGCUGACAGUCAACUGCGAGAAGAUGGUGGUUGGCUCUAUGCUACUCAAUGAGAUCAAGAAGUACAUCUUGAAUCCUGACUCGUAACAUUAACUUGUGUAAUCAAUUUGUCAAAUCAUAUUUUAGCUUAUAUGUUCUUAAAUUUAUCCUUAAUUGUUCAUUAUAUAAGAUUUAUACUAUGUAAUAGGAUAUAUUAGGGGGCAAGCUUUAUAAUAUGUUAAAAGAUUGAAUACUAAAUGUUUAGUUUGUUAUGUUUUGUACAGUUUACAUCUUUGGAGUUAUUG